This is a messenger RNA of Nothoprocta perdicaria, 3849 nucleotides long. It is a transcript of the gene CPSF2, whose product is annotated as cleavage and polyadenylation specific factor 2. The transcript is spliced from 14 exons. NCBI's taxonomy places the organism in Eukaryota, Metazoa, Chordata, Aves, Tinamiformes, Tinamidae. The record is from RefSeq and is a predicted model, not a curated record. Gene Ontology annotation, molecular function: RNA binding. Bases 40 to 2388 code for a protein of 782 amino acids. Gene Ontology annotation, biological process: mRNA 3'-end processing by stem-loop binding and cleavage. Gene Ontology annotation, cellular component: mRNA cleavage and polyadenylation specificity factor complex.
AAUAGUUCUUCUGGAGACUAACCCCCCUGAGAGACAAAAAUGACCUCAAUUAUCAAGCUGACCACGCUCUGCGGCGUGCAGGAGGAGUCUGCCCUCUGCUAUCUACUGCAAGUGGAUGAAUUUCGCUUUCUGUUGGACUGUGGCUGGGAUGAGAACUUUUCCAUGGAUGUUAUUGAUUCACUCAGAAAACAUGUUCACCAGGUCGAUGCUGUUCUUCUUUCUCAUCCUGACCCCUUACAUCUUGGGGCACUUCCAUAUGCAGUUGGAAAAAUGGGCUUAAACUGUGCCAUUUAUGCAACUAUUCCUGUAUAUAAAAUGGGACAGAUGUUUAUGUAUGAUCUCUAUCAGUCCCGCCAUAACACAGAAGACUUCACUCUCUUCACGUUGGAUGAUGUUGAUGCAGCCUUUGACAAAAUACAACAGCUGAAGUUUUCUCAGAUUGUCAACUUGAAAGGCAAAGGCCAUGGUCUGUCAAUCACACCGUUGCCAGCUGGUCACAUGAUAGGAGGCACAAUCUGGAAGAUUGUCAAAGAUGGAGAGGAAGAAAUUGUUUAUGCAGUCGAUUUCAACCACAAGAGGGAGAUUCACCUGAAUGGAUGUUCCUUGGAAAUGCUGAGCAGACCUUCGUUGCUUAUUACAGAUUCAUUUAAUGCCACUUACGUCCAGCCUAGGAGGAAGCAGAGAGAUGAACAGCUACUGACUAAUGUUUUGGAGACCCUACGAGGUGAUGGAAAUGUAUUGAUAGCUGUGGACACAGCAGGCAGAGUUCUGGAACUUGCUCAGCUUCUUGAUCAGAUAUGGAGAACAAAAGACGCAGGAUUAGGAGUCUACUCCCUAGCACUUUUGAAUAAUGUCAGCUACAAUGUAGUGGAAUUCUCUAAAUCACAGGUUGAAUGGAUGAGUGACAAACUGAUGAGGUGCUUUGAAGACAAGAGAAACAAUCCGUUUCAGUUCCGUCACCUCUCCUUAUGUCACAGCCUGUCUGAUUUGGCUCGAGUGCCUAGUCCAAAAGUUGUUCUUGCUAGUCAGCCUGAUUUAGAAUGUGGCUUUUCUAGAGAUCUCUUCAUUCAGUGGUGCCAGGAUUCUAAAAACUCUAUUAUUUUAACUUACCGCACUACACCUGGAACGUUAGCACGGUUUCUGAUUGAUAAUCCUUCUGAAAAAGUUAUAGAUAUUGAGUUGAGAAAACGUGUCAAAUUGGAGGGAAAAGAACUUGAAGAAUACCUAGAAAAGGAGAAACUAAAGAAAGAAGCAGCUAAGAAGUUGGAACAAUCCAAAGAGGCAGAUAUAGAUUCCAGCGAUGAGAGUGACGCUGAAGAGGAUGUUGAUCAGCCAACUGUGCAUAAGACCAAACAUGAUUUAAUGAUGAAAGGGGAAGGUAAUCGGAAAGGAAGUUUCUUCAAACAGGCGAAGAAAUCUUAUCCCAUGUUUCCAGCUCCUGAGGAAAGAAUUAAAUGGGAUGAAUAUGGAGAGAUUAUCAAACCGGAGGAUUUUCUGGUUCCAGAACUUCAAGCAACAGAAGAAGAAAAAAGCAAAUUAGAGUCUGGUUUGACAAAUGGAGAAGAACCCGUGGACCAGGAUUUAUCAGAUGUUCCUACCAAAUGUAUUUCAGCAACAGAGUCCAUGGAAAUCAAAGCUAGAGUUACCUAUAUCGACUAUGAAGGGCGUUCAGAUGGUGACUCAAUUAAAAAAAUUAUUAACCAAAUGAAGCCGAGACAGCUGAUCAUUGUCCAUGGGCCUCCUGAAGCCAGUCUGGACCUUGCAGAGUGUUGCAGAGCUUUUGGUGGAAAAGAUAUUAAAGUUUACAUGCCCAAACUGCACGAAACUGUAGAUGCAACUAGUGAAACUCAUAUCUACCAGGUCAGGUUAAAAGAUUCCCUGGUCAGCUCCCUUCAGUUCUGCAAAGCCAAAGAUGCCGAGCUGGCUUGGAUAGAUGGUGUCUUGGACAUGCGAGUUUCCAAAGUGGACACUGGAGUUAUUUUGGAAGAGGGAGAGCUGAGGGAGGAUGAAGACUUAGAGAUGCAGGUGGAUGUGCCUUCUGCAGACUCCAGUGUCAUUGCACAGCAGAAGGCCAUGAAAAGCCUGUUUGGAGAUGAUGAUAAGGAAAUGUGUGAGGAGAGUGAGAUCAUUCCUACUUUGGAACCUCUGCCACCUCAUGAGGUUCCUGGUCAUCAGUCUGUGUUUAUGAACGAGCCAAGGCUGUCUGACUUCAAGCAAGUUCUUCUGCGGGAAGGUAUUCAGGCUGAGUUUGUAGGAGGGGUGCUCGUGUGCAACAACCUGGUGGCCGUUCGCAGGACUGAAACAGGACGCAUUGGAUUGGAAGGCUGCCUCUGUCAGGACUUCUAUAGGAUAAGAGACCUUUUAUAUGAGCAAUAUGCUAUUGUCUAAAGGAAGUGCUGCGAAGUUAUCUUGACUUGAACUUUAAAAGAUAAUGGGAAUUUCUGUCUUCCCAGUUCUGACUUUUCAUAGUUUUUUAAUUUAUACAGAGGAAAAAUAAUUCAUAACGGACAGGUAACUACCCUGAACAUGUAAAUACCUGUUGCUCUGCACAAAUCUGAAGGUACAUUCCAUGUUGCUGAUUUUCAGUUAUGCUGUGUCUCCUGCAUAAUACAUUAUACCUGAGUUUUCUGCCUUUAUCAAAUGUCCUUCAAGAAAGGUUCAAUUAGGAGAUAUUUUGGCUUGAUAGAUUCAAUACUAAAACACAUUAUAAAAAUUAGAUUGGGAAAUGUGGACAGGUUGGGGUAGAUUUUUUUUUUUUGCUUAGGGAGAGUCCCCUCUUUCAAACAGUAGAACUUAGAUCAAGUAAGUUUUCAAUAGGUUACUAGAAGCUAGACUACCUAAACUUUCUUAGUAUUAACCUGUGUGCAUAUUAAUUUUGCAGCUGCCUCAUCUUACUUAUUUAUUCCACAACAGCAUUUCUUAUGCUGUAUGAAAUACUAGUCUUAGAUUGAGGAUGACUUUGAAAAAGUACUCUCAUAAAGAGAGAAAACUAGAUAAAAUUGUCAUGCAGUUUAAAAUCUAGGAAAUGUGUGCUUUGGAGUAACUCUAAAAGCUUACAGAACUUGUCUGCAACAGCUAAAAGUUACCUAUGGUAAAUCUGUGAUCUGAUUUAAUGAUUGCAACACCUUCAUCUAUGUAUUGCUGUCCGUGUUGAGUGUGCAGUGAGCUGAGUUCAGGGAUAUUGUUCAUCUUGAAAUCUGACUUUAUGUGAUAUAUUUAAUACUUUUUAUGCCAGGUUUCAUGUUAGCUGCAUGUUUCGACAGUGGGAUUUAAUGUAGCUGCUGAUGCUGGGGACUGACUCAUCUUUAAGUGAAGAUGAGCACAAUUUUGGGUUGGCUAGAUUUCUCAGAAAGCUGAGGGAAUAAUUUUGAUGGAACUUCUGCAUCCUAAUGGCAUCUGGAAAGUCUGUUUAAUCCUUUCUCUGCAUCUGCACGUGAACCACAUGCUUGGAGCGUGCGGAGGGUGUUUUUGUUUGUUUUUACAUAGACCACAUAUUACAUUGCUGUUGUAUAUGUGUAUGUUCAAAAUAAAAUCUCUUGACAAGUGGCAAAAUAUAGCCCUAUGGGCUAUCAAUGGAAAGAUACCUUAUCUUGCAACUCGUUUUUGACUAAUACUACUUUUUAUCUGGUCUACAGGCUAUUUAUUCUGUUUAGGGUAGUAACUUAAAAUUGGAGUCCACAUUUCUUUUUUGUGUCUUUUUUUUGUUGUUGUUUUUAAUAUCUUGGAACUAGAUAUUAAAGAGAACACUUCUAAAUGUGAUGUUGAAUGAGAAUAUAUAUUUUCCUGAAAAACAAAAUGUUGGCUAGGGUUAGCUAAACAGUUUAACAUUUCUGUCCACAGCUUAAAGGU